CUAAAUUCACAAUGGGUGAGAACUCAUCAUCACCAACAGGGAGAAACUUCAGUGAUUUCAUUAAUCAAAAUGCCUCAUUCUCUUCCUCCUCUUCUGUAAUGAAGUUGUUUGGUGUCGCCGUCACUGACGGUGGCAUAGCUCCGACGUCGACGACACCUCAACCCGACAUCGACACCAACAAAAGAUUCGAGUGCCAAUACUGCAAACGAGACUUUGCCAAUUCGCAAGCAUUAGGUGGUCAUCAGAAUGCACACAAAAAAGAACGACAAAGAUUAAAAAGGGUGCACUUCAUGAGCAACCACCGGCGGUUUGCAGCGCCGGUGACCAUUCUAAAUGCACAUGCAACAAGAUCUGUGCAGUUCCAGCAACCGCAGAUGGCGGUAGUGGAUCAUUAUAUAUGUCCACCGUCAGCACCACAGGUUCUGUCGGGUGUUCCUUUAAGGUUACCAAGCAGGUUUUAUAUCGGACGACCGUCGCAGUUCAACGCCACUGCCGGAGUGAGUCGGAAUUCAUCAAGGAUGAUUGAAGAAGCAGCAGAUGAGAUUAAUGGUGAUGGAGUGGAUGUUGAUCUGCAUCUGUGAUAAUUCCAUUUUCAGCUGUUGAGAAUUUUUACUUUCUUUUUUGCUUUUUUAAAUUCUAAUUAAUUAAUUUUGAUGAUUUGGUUUUAAUUUCUUGGGUUAUUUUAUAGUAAUUCAAGAAUUUGCUUUUAUAUCUAUAUAUAGUUUCAGACGAGUUAAAUAAUUCCUUGUAAUCUAGGAGUAGUGACCACUAAUAAAAAGCUAAACCUUGUGAGCU
Molecule: messenger RNA, 795 nt
Organism: Cynara cardunculus var. scolymus (artichoke)
Lineage: Eukaryota; Viridiplantae; Streptophyta; Magnoliopsida; Asterales; Asteraceae
Product: zinc finger protein GIS3-like
Exons: 1
Coding region: 12-581 (189 amino acids)
Biological process (GO): trichome differentiation; trichome morphogenesis; gibberellic acid mediated signaling pathway
Cellular component (GO): nucleus
Molecular function (GO): transcription cis-regulatory region binding; DNA-binding transcription factor activity
Source: RefSeq, a predicted model, not a curated record